AUGAUACAACUACCACCGAAUUGUCACCCAAUUCAAUAUGGAUGCCAUGUGACCAACAUCAGUGCUCACGAAGCCUGCCCGUCGUUCCACCAAGUCCAGUGGAGACCGGCGGCGGACAAUCGCUAUGAUGGAGUUCUUUGCGGCUAUCCGAUGGCCUUCUUCACGACAUCGCUCGCAUUUAAAUGGCCGUAUAAUGAACUAGCGAAAGACAUCAUCGAGCUCGUUUGGAAGUACUCGGAAUGGCUGGUCGGGUCGGAUCAGUUUGUUGAGUCGAGCGCAUUCUACCGCGAGAGAUUUACGCCAAAGAUGAUCCAGAUUGUACAUUGCAAGGCGACACACGGAACGCCGGCUAUUGCUUGCAAUUGCUGUUGCGAGCAUUGGGAUGUGGUUGGGAAGAUUCAUGGAGAUUUCCGGGACGUUUUCGACGAGGACGCCAUCAUCACAACCAUCCUUGAUAGAUUCGAGUCGGCUACCCAUCAUUACUUC
Molecule: messenger RNA, 486 nt
Organism: Mesorhabditis spiculigera
Lineage: Eukaryota; Metazoa; Nematoda; Chromadorea; Rhabditida; Rhabditidae
Source: the annotation of a GenBank genome assembly